AUGCAGUUGUAUGGUACUGGAAGGCUAGACCAUCCUUCAGGGGCAGUUCCUGAAGGCGAGUUCAAAGACAACGUGUUUCAUGGAGCUGGAACCUACACGUUUCCAAAUGGAGCCAAGUACACUGGACCGUUCAGUGCGAACAA
This is a messenger RNA of Eurypyga helias (sunbittern), 143 nucleotides long. RefSeq names its product MORN repeat containing 2 (gene MORN2). The transcript has a single exon. The annotation marks the transcript as partial. The record is from RefSeq and is a predicted model, not a curated record. NCBI's taxonomy places the organism in Eukaryota, Metazoa, Chordata, Aves, Eurypygiformes, Eurypygidae.